This is a messenger RNA of Erigeron canadensis, 2676 nucleotides long. RefSeq names its product sulfate transporter 1.3-like. The coding region runs from base 381 to 2354 and encodes 657 amino acids. Gene Ontology annotation, biological process: transmembrane transport. The transcript is spliced from 15 exons. Gene Ontology annotation, molecular function: secondary active sulfate transmembrane transporter activity. The record is from RefSeq and is a predicted model, not a curated record. NCBI's taxonomy places the organism in Eukaryota, Viridiplantae, Streptophyta, Magnoliopsida, Asterales, Asteraceae. Gene Ontology annotation, cellular component: membrane.
AAUCUGCACACGUUUCUGCCUAUACAAAAAACUUCGCAUGCAAAUAUUAAUCAAACCUAUUAUUACUAUAAUUUAUCAGCUCCAACUUUUGGUGGUGGGAAAGUCAUAGCAGUGUGUGUGUGAUAAAGAUAUAAAUACACUGUAUAUAUUAUAUAUAUAUAGAACUCUAUUUGAAGCAUUAUCAAGGGUUCAUAUAGCUUUUACCCAUUUGUGAAAAAAGUUACCAAAUAUUUUGUUCUUUUAAAGGUACAUUGUAUUUGGACAGGUUUGGAGGUGUUUCUGGAAAUUGGUGCAUCUGGUUAAUCCAUAUCAAUGGUAUUCAAGACAGCAUACGUAUAAUGGAGGAAAUUAAAUAGGUGAGUAGAUAAGUGUUUUCUUCUAUGGCUUAUGAACGCAAGGUUAUCGAAACUAAAGAAAUGGAGACGAGGACCUUUUUUUCCUCAGAGAGUCAAAGACACAACGUGCCGUACAUUCAUAAGGUUGGAAUUCCACCAAAACAAGAUCUCUUGAAAGAAUUCAAAAUGACGCUGAAAGAAACGUUCUUCUCUGAUGAUCCUUUGCGCCCAUUCAAAGAUCAGCCCAAAUCUAGACAGGUUGUGCUUGGACUUCAAGCGAUAUUCCCAAUUCUAGAAUGGGGUAGAAGUUAUAAUCUCAGAAAGUUUAGAGGAGACCUUAUUGCAGGGCUCACCAUUGCAAGUCUUUGCAUUCCACAGGACAUUGGCUAUUCAAAACUUGCAUUUUUACCUCCGCAGUACGGACUAUACUCGAGUUUUGUGCCGCCGUUGAUAUAUGCAUUUAUGGGUAGUUCACGAGAUAUAGCCAUUGGACCAGUUGCAGUGGUGUCUCUUUUGUUGGGGACACUUCUUCAGAAUGAGUAUGAUCCGGUGGAUAAUGCUCAUGAGUAUCGUAGGCUUGCAUUUACCGCUACAUUUUUUGCAGGGAUCACCCAAGCUACUCUUGGAGUUCUCAGAUUGGGGUUCCUAAUUGACUUCCUAUCCCAUGCUGCUGUCGUCGGUUUCAUGGGUGGAGCUGCAAUCACUAUUGCCCUUCAACAAUUGAAGGGUUUUCUUGGCAUCAAACAUUUCACGAAGAAAACUGAUAUUAUUUCGGUGAUGAAGUCCGUCUUUGGCUCCAUUGAUCAUGGGUGGAACUGGCAGACAAUCGUGAUAGGAGCAAGUUUUUUAGCUUUUCUUUUAUCUGCUAAGUACCUCGGGAAGAAGAAUAAGAAGCUCUUUUGGGUGUCUGCAAUCGCGCCUUUAACCUCCGUUAUCUUGUCUACUGUUUUUGUGUAUGUCUCUCAUGCUGAUAAGGAAGGUGUUGCAAUUGUGAAACAUAUAGAGAAAGGAAUUAACCCUCCAUCCGUAAAUGAGAUUUACUUUUCGGGUGAAAAUCUUUUAAAAGGUUUUAGGAUUGGUAUUGUCGCUGGUAUGAUAGCAUUAACGGAGGCUGUUGCCAUCGGAAGAACCUUUGCUUCAAUGAAGGACUACCAAGUCGAUGGAAAUAAAGAAAUGAUAGCAUUGGGAACCAUGAACGUUGUAGGUUCAAUGACGUCAUGCUAUGUCGCAACAGGUUCAUUUUCGCGAUCAGCUGUAAACUAUAUGGCAGGUUGUCAAACAGCAGUGUCUAAUAUAGUGAUGUCGUUGGUCGUUUUUCUAACUUUAAAGUUCUUGACACCUCUUUUCGAAUACACCCCAAAUGCAAUUCUGUCUUCCAUCAUUAUAUCUGCUGUUAUCGGUUUGAUCGACUAUGAAGCAGCAAUUUUAAUCUGGAAGAUUGACAAGUUCGACUUUGUUGCUUGUAUGGGAGCCUUCUUUGGGGUGGUAUUUGCGUCAGUUGAAAUCGGUCUUCUAAUUGCUGUCUCAAUAUCUUUUGCUAAGAUCCUUCUUCAAGUUACAAGGCCACGAACUGCUAUUUUGGGAAGAAUUCCAAUGACAAGUGUUUAUAGGAACAUCCAACAAUAUCCCGAGGCAACAAAAGUUCCCGGGGUUUUAAUAGUUAGAGUCGAUUCUGCUAUCUACUUCUCUAAUUCUAACUACACUAAAGAAAGAAUAUUGAGAUGGCUAACUGAGGAAGAAGAUCAUUUAAGAGCAACUUGUCAACAGAGAGUUCAAUUUUUGAUCAUUGAGAUGUCACCUGUUACCGACAUUGAUACUAGUGGAAUAAAUGCAUUUGAAGAGUUGUAUAGUAGUCUGGCUAAGAGAGAUAUUCAGCUUAUUCUUGCAAACCCUGGUCAACUAGUGUUAGACAAGCUAUAUGCAUCCGGUUUCCCUAAUAUGAUUGGCGAAGAUAAGAUUUUCCUCACAGUAGCUGAUGCUGUUCUCACUUGUUCUCCAAAGAUUGUUCAAGAGGUAUGAUCAAGUACAGCAAACCAAGCCAAUGUAGAGUUAUAGAUCAACACUCUAGGAAUCGGUUUAAAAUUAUAGGUACAUAUAUGGACGGUCAUUACUUAAAAUGCCAAUAACAUGAUAUAACCAAGAAGAAUUUUGGAGUGUAAAACCAAAAGCAUGUAAGAGAUAGUUUUUCUAUUUAUGGUAAGUCGACAGUUGAUGUCAAACUUGUGAGUCUGUACAUUGAAGAAUGUUGUAGAGUUUGAAGCCCUUUGAGAAAAAUCACAGCUUGUGAGUCUAUAUAUCAAGAUUUACAAUAAAGAAACAUACUGAACCAAUAUUAUCACAA